AUGGACAGGUUGACCCAGAAGGAGCUCGACUGUCUCCUCGCGCUCCGCGAGAUGAAACUCGCUGGUCAAAGUCAAACCGCGACGGCUCCAGGUACCGACAACCACGCCGACCAAGGUGAUAGCAACCAACCCCACCACAUGGCAGAUAAAGAAGCCAUCCAACCCAUAGCUCACCAGGGGGAUCACGACCGCAGCCAGCCUGGCAGCAACACCAGCUCGACCCCGUCUGCUGCUACGUCCCAGACCAAGACCAAAGCCACCAAGACCGAAUCCAACCAGGUCAAAUGGAAAGUACCCCAGUGGAUCAUCGACGAACAAAACUCUACUGCGGAUUUCUUCCUCCGCAUGUACGAGGUUGCCCUUCCCACACCCAAAGUAACCUCACAACAAAGCAAGGGGCGAAUCUCCCGUCUGCGGCCGAGGUCGUCGUCGUCGUGUGCCCCCCUCACGGCAUCCAGCUCUGACCAAAAGAAGGCGUUUGUUUGGUACCUUCCUUUGAUCACUCCGGGCGAUGAGUCCGACGAGGACGAUGAGAACGAGGAGGAGCGUCUCAAUGAGAUGAUUGGUGCCGAUGCUCCCAAGUGUUUCCAGCUGUUACUGUAUGAUAAGGAUAACACUAACUUUUAA
Neurospora tetraspora is the source of this 627-nucleotide messenger RNA. RefSeq lists its product as uncharacterized. NCBI's taxonomy places the organism in Eukaryota, Fungi, Ascomycota, Sordariomycetes, Sordariales, Sordariaceae. The record is from RefSeq and is a predicted model, not a curated record. Bases 1 to 627 code for a protein of 208 amino acids. The transcript has 2 exons.